CAAGGGCGCAUGCGCAGUUGGAAAAGUUUGUGAGAAAAUGGCAGACGUCUCUUUGGAUGAAGUGAUCCGACGGCGCGGAAUUAACCUUAAGACUCCAAUUAAACGUCCUGCAUUUGGACGAGGUGGAGGAAUGGAUGGCAAAAACUUUGAUGCCAGGCAGAAAAUUGGUGUUAGCGAUGUAAGACAACGCCUUGGGGGAGCAACAGGUUUUCAAGUGAAAGAUGCCAGAGAAAAGCUGGUUCAGAGAGACGCUCGGUUCAAAAUCCGUGGCAGAGGGGGAGGAGCAGGCACGAUACAAGACGCUCGACAGACCAUCAACUCGAGGAAACAAGGGCAGGGGCAGUUUGCUGUUCCUGCACAGACCACACUAAAGGCAGCGAUAACGCAACAGCUGCAAAGCAGCACACUUGUGCCACAGAUACAGAUACACAACAGCAACAACCUGGUCAAUCCGAACACUUGGCAGUUUACACCCAGUGUACAAGGACUGAGUGCAAGGGCUGCCACAACACCACAGCUGAGCACUAAUAAGAGAGUGAUGGAUGCUCGGGAUAGGCUGAGCCUCAAGAGGAGUAUUGUCGGAACGCAAACACAAGCGUCUGUUGCUCCACCUUUAAAAAUAACAAAAACCAUACAGCAACAUCCAGUGAGUGCAUUAGGUGGAAUACGUGCAGCCACGCAGCCUGCCAUAAAUGAACAUAGCGACAUCCCCAGCAAACAAAUAAAGAUCACUACUGCCAACACAAUGCUUCAGUCCCGGUCUGGCGCAGUGGGUCCUACAUUCUCCAUGACAGCCCCGAUCACCAAGGUGGUUAAAAAUGAUGCGUACACAGCGCCACGCCCYCCCGUCCCUGUGGCUCCCACCCGACCCAACGCCAACACAGCUGUGCCCCGCUCUACUGGUGCUGCAGCACUACAGCCGGUCUCCAGGACUCUUCAGCAAAGCACAGCAGAAACUAGCGCAGCCGCAGCAGCUCCUGCUCCACCUCAGCCUGUUUUUAGUCCAUUAGAGGGAACCAAAAUAACAGUCAACAACCUUCAUCCCCGGGUCACUGAAGAGGACAUAGUGGAACUGUUCUGUGUGUGCGGAGCUUUGAAGCGAGCCAGGCUGGUGAAGGUGGGCGUAGCUGAGGUGGUGUUUGUCCGGAAAGACGACGCUGUCGUUGCUUACAAGAAGUACAAUAAUCGCUGCUUAGAUGGUCAACCCAUGAAGUGUAACCUUCAUAUUCAGGGAAAUGUCAUCACUUCUGAUCAGCCUAUCCUACUGAGGCUCAGUGACACGCCGGGUUCAGGCGGCAGCACCAAGAAAGAUGGCCUGCCCCCAUCUUUGACCCGCGGCGCCGGACAGAGAGCCUCCUCUCAGCCCACUCCAGAAGUGGACCCCCAGACCAUCCUCAAAGCUCUGUUCAAGUCCACUGUGCAGUCCACCUCCACCACCGAGACCCCCAGCUCACAGACCACGGCUUUCCGCAUCAAAAUAUAGCUAAACCGAAUACAGUUGUUUUGUUUUAACGGCAUUAAAAGUGUUCAUCUAAAAAACAAACAAACGGGGCUUUUCCUGUUGCAUGGCAGGCAGCCCUUACUCUCUCAUGACAGUUUAUUUUUUACACAUUUCAUCAACUUGGAAUAGGAACAAGUAGGGAUAAGUAACAGCUUUGUUUUCGGUUUCAUGUUAUCCAAUGUUUAUCUCUGUAAAGGACCAGCUGAAGUGUUGUGAGUUUUAAAUCAGUGUAGUGGAGGGUAGGAAGGUUCAGUUUUUCUUUUUGUUUUGACAUUGCAGUUAUCUGUACUUCUCAAAAAAAUGGGGAAAAAGUGACAGAAUGAUUGAAAACAACCCUGUCAUUAAGACAUUUAAAGCCUUACAGCCACAAUGUUCAGUGAUGUUAUCAAAACCUCUYUUCUACAUAGGUUUGAUGAGGGAGGUUUUAUUUUCGCAGUUAAUUCUCCAUUUGUAAUUUAACCUAAGUGUUUCGUUUGCAGAUGUAUUGAUGUGUUUUACAAGUGCAGAAAGAAACUACGAGACCAUGUCGUUUUGGUUUCCCAGUCCUUGUAGAAUCCAGUCAUGUUACUGGGUUUAACUGCUUGUUUAGUUUUUGGGGCAGAAAAUGUAUUCAUUACACUCGGUUUAUGUUAAAACGACUGUAAACUGCUUUAAGUUACGUACUUGGUUUGUUAAACUGAGUCAGAUCUGUCUYUCAGUUGUCACUAUUAAAAUAUUUAGCUUUUCAGAA
This is a messenger RNA of Austrofundulus limnaeus, 2231 nucleotides long. It is a transcript of the gene poldip3, whose product is annotated as polymerase (DNA-directed), delta interacting protein 3. The transcript has 10 exons. The record is from RefSeq and is a predicted model, not a curated record. Bases 38 to 1483 code for a protein of 481 amino acids. Gene Ontology annotation, molecular function: mRNA binding. NCBI's taxonomy places the organism in Eukaryota, Metazoa, Chordata, Actinopteri, Cyprinodontiformes, Rivulidae. Gene Ontology annotation, cellular component: nuclear speck; nucleus. Gene Ontology annotation, biological process: poly(A)+ mRNA export from nucleus.